AACACUUUUUCUUAUUUUCUCUUUAAGGACGAAAAGAACCAGGUGUUGAUAACAAAUGCUUGGCUGGAGAUGAACUGGCAGGAUGUGUACCUCACCUGGAACCCAGAUGAUUACCCAGGGGUUCAGAACCUGCGCUUCCCCUCCAGUCAGGUGUGGGUACCCGAUAUUCUUCUCUAUAACAGUGCAGAUGAACGGUUUGAUGCCACAUUCCACACCAAUGUCCUCGUCAAUGCAUCAGGGGCAUGCCAGUACAUUCCACCAGGAAUCCUGAAGAGCACAUGCUAUAUCGAUGUGCGCUGGUUCCCCUUUGAUGUGCAAAAGUGUGACCUGAAAUUUGGCUCAUGGACACACAAUGGCUGGCUGCUGGACCUGCACAUGGUGGAAGUGGAUAUCUCAAGCUACAUCCCCAAUGGAGAGUGGGACCUUGUGGGUGUUCCUGGGAAGAGGAAUGAGCUCUACUAUGACUGUUGCAAGGAGCCUUAUCCAGAUGUCACCUUCACGGUCACCAUACGACGACGUACUCUCUACUAUGGGCUCAACCUUCUCAUCCCCUGUGUGCUCAUUUCUGGCCUCGCCCUGCUGGUCUUUCUGCUGCCUGCUGACUCUGGGGAGAAGAUCUCACUGGGAAUCACCGUCUUACUCUCCCUGACUGUCUUCAUGCUGCUGGUAGCGGAGAUAAUGCCUGCCACUUCGGACUCUGUUCCUCUCAUCGCCCAGUACUUUGCCAGCACUAUGAUGAUUGUGGGACUUUCUGUGGUUGUCACGGUUCUUGUGCUCCAAUUCCACCAUCAUGACCCUCACGGGGGCAAGAUGCCGAAGUGGGUGCGUGUGGUCCUGCUGAACUGGUGUGCCUGGUUCCUGCGCAUGAAGAAGCCCGGGGAAGACCGCAGGCCGUCAGCCAGCUACAAGUACAGCCAUCCUCAGCACCACUCCAGCUCCAGCAGCAUCCAAAUGGGCGCUGUACCUGGUCAGCCAGCCAGUACCAACGGCAACAUGAACAUCUACUUUGGCUACCAUGCCAUGGAGAAUCCCUGCUGUCCAGCUAGCACUGACUCAGGUGUGGUGUGUGGCAGGGCGACUGAGGAUCGAGACCGCAGCGGGAUGGUGUGGGAGCGCAUACCUGAAAUUACACGCAUCUUGGAGGAGUUGCAGUACAUUGCCCGCCGCUUCCGUGAGCAGGAUGAAGGCGAGGCCAUCUGUAGCGAGUGGAAGUUUGCGGCGGCCGUCGUGGACCGCCUCUGUCUGGUGGCCUUCUCACUCUUUUCCAUCAUUUGCACCUUCACCAUCCUCAUGUCGGCACCCAACUUCAUUGAGGCCGUUUCCAAGGAUUUCGCAUAA
This is a messenger RNA of Scleropages formosus (Asian bonytongue), 1338 nucleotides long. It is a transcript of the gene chrna8, whose product is annotated as cholinergic receptor, nicotinic, alpha 8. Gene Ontology annotation, molecular function: transmembrane signaling receptor activity; acetylcholine-gated monoatomic cation-selective channel activity. The transcript is spliced from 8 exons. Gene Ontology annotation, cellular component: postsynaptic membrane. The record is from RefSeq and is a predicted model, not a curated record. Bases 70 to 1338 code for a protein of 422 amino acids. Gene Ontology annotation, biological process: monoatomic ion transmembrane transport. NCBI's taxonomy places the organism in Eukaryota, Metazoa, Chordata, Actinopteri, Osteoglossiformes, Osteoglossidae.